Molecule: messenger RNA, 600 nt
Organism: Acanthosepion pharaonis
Lineage: Eukaryota; Metazoa; Mollusca; Cephalopoda; Sepiida; Sepiidae
Source: the annotation of a GenBank genome assembly
AUGCUAGCGCGCAUUCACGCAGACGCGUAUAAUUUGGCAAACGCAAGGCGUGGCCGUAAACCGGGUCAAGCUGCCUGCUGCAUAUGCAGCUUGGCUCUAACGCACGUGAUGCCGGCGAUGAGAAUGCAAGGAGCUGCAAUGAAGCGUUUGCUCGUUUGGUUUGUGCGACAACGAGAAGCAGCUAGCCGUUUGCCGGCAUUAGCAUUUAAAUGGAUUGGGAGGAAGCCCUGCUGUUUUAGCGCAAAAACUCCUCGUCAGACGGCAGUUUAUCUAUCUAUCUAUCUAUCUAUCUAUCUAUCUAUCUAUCUAUCUAUCUAUAUAUAUAUAUAUCUUGUGCGAGUUAAGUCAAAAGCGUUUCCGAGUUUAUGCAACAAAUCUAUCUAUCUAUCUAUCUAUCUAUCUAUCUAUCUAUCUAUCUAUCUAUCUAUCUAUCUAUCUCAUGUUGGCUUCCUCCCAAUCCAUUUCAAAGCUAAUGCCUGCACACGGUUAGCUGCUUUUCGUUUUCGCACAAACCAAAUUAGCAAACGCUUCAUUGCAGCUUCUUGCAUUCUCAUCGCCAGCAUCACGUGCGUUAGGGCCAAGCUGCAUAUGGCAGCUUGA